GCUGGUUGCUGGUAUUCAUCGCAGAGAUGUGGCAGCCCGCCAACUACAACUCCCGUGAGCCUCUAGGUUCUUCGGCUUGCACUCUGUAAGGUGUGCUGCUAAUAUAGGGUAACCCCGAGCUCUGGCACCCUGGUUCUUCCGGACCGAGGUGAGUCACUACAGAUAGGAUCUGCCCGUUAACAAAGGGCCUGUCUGAAAACUGCUGCCAUAGUAUGUACAUGGCUCUGGUGCGGUGGCUAGAAUGUUCUGAAUGCGGCCAGGCCAAUGGCUAGUGCUGGGUCUGGUAUAGUAUAACCGGUAACUCUCCCUAUGGCUAGUGCUGGGUCUGGUAUAGUAUAACUGGUAACUCUCCCUAUGGCUAGUGCUGGGUCUGGUAUAGUAUAACGGUAACUCUCCCAAUGGCUAGUGCUGGGUCUGGUAUAGUAUAACUGGUAACUCUCCCAAUGGCUAGUGCUGGGUCUGGUAUAGUAUAACCGGUAACUCUCCCUAUGGCUAGUGCUGGGUCCUGGUAACUCUCCCAAUGGCUAGUGCUGGGUCUGGUAUAGUAUAACCGGUAACUCUCCCAAUGGCUAGUGCUGGGUCUGGUAUAGUAUAACUGGUAACUCUCCCAAUGGCUAGUGCUGGGUCUGGUAUAGUAUAACCGGUAACUCUCCCUAUGGCUAGUGCUGGGUCUGGUAUAGUAUAACCGGUAACUCUCCCAAUGGCUAGUGCUGGGUCUGGUAUAGUAUAACCGGUAACUCUCCCAAUGGCUAGUGCUGGGUCUGGUAUAGUAUAACCGGUAACUCUCCCUAUGGCUUGUGCUGGGUCUGGUAUAGUAUAACUGGUAACUCUCCCAAUGGCUAGUGCUUGGUCUGGUAUAGUAUAACCGGUAACUCUCCCAAUGGCUAGUGCUGGGUCUGGUAUAGUAUAACUGGUAACUCUCCCAAUGGCUAGUGCUAGGGAAUAUGAAACACUAAAGGGGUUAAGGAAUUCACGAGGCACACAGAUGAAGAUACUUUUUUUUUCUGGGUGGGAGGGGGGCGGCAAAAUGCAUCUUUGUCAGACCGCUCAACCAUGCUACACACAGUCAGGAGGAGAGCAGCACAGCUCUCCCCUCCUGCAAGGGAACCGCAGGCCCAGGGCCGGUGCAGAUGUGCACCAGCCCAGAAGGUAUGCUGGCAGGUCAUGGUGUGCAUGAUAUGUACGCCACUGUAUAGAAAGAUUUAUUGUGCAGAGCAGUGUGUGUCAGUGUAGCAGUGUAAGCAUGCAGAAUCCAAACACAGAGAUAUUGACACAAAUCUUCAGGAAGUAAGAGGCCUUUAUUCACAUUACCGAUAAGGUCUCAGAUGAAUUCCUGUUCCAACAUUCUGAGAGACCAACACAUAGUGUACAUUCCUUAUUUAGCACUAUAACUCCUCCCAUUAAUAGCUACACCCACAUAUACCUUUAACCAAUCAAUGAGCAGAAUAUAGACUUGUACAUCUAGUCAAACCACAUGGCUCAUCCAAGACAAAGGAAAUAAGUGCAAUUUCAGUUCCUGCAUUCCUGCACAUGCUCAGUACAUUGAUGACAGUAUCCUAGCUACGUGUAGCUAACUAACUGACACAACAUACACAUAUGCCACAUGGAGAUUUUGGCCUACUAAAUUUUGACCAUGCUGGAAUCCCAUCACAUCAGUAUAGAGAGGGAUUCACUAAGUAGAGCAUUCUGUUAGUGUGAUUGAUUGUAUACCAGAGCUCCAUAGCAAUAAAAACUCCCAGUAAUGUGUCUUUAAACUACAAUCAGUCUUUUUAAAUAAAAUACAUUGUUCUUGUUCUAAUUAACAUUUUUAGUUCCAUGAAUUGGUUUUAGAAAGCUACCUACAUUUUUUCAGAACAUACCCACCCAUGACCACAACACCCCUCAAACCACAAAAAUUAGUCUUCAGACAAGAGAGCGAUAGGUUUCACAAGCAGUUUUUAGAUGUACCCCAAAUAAAAAUGUUUACAAUUAAAUGCAUGCAAUUUUUCUUAUGGUGUAUAUCUAGUAUACAAUGAUUUGUAUUUGUUUUGUAUUAGGGCAAUUGAGUGUCUCUUUAAUCUAAUGGGGAGAAGAAAACUAUAACAUAAAUAAAUAUAACAUUAAGUCUGCAAAGUCUAUAAGCAGAGGGAGACACUAGAAAGGCACAUUCUAAUUUGCAAUGUGGUCCGUGAUAAUUUUCAAUUCAUGGGACCCCUAAUCCAGUACUAAUUAUGAUCCAACCAAGCCCAGAUUUCAGUUAUGCACACAAACCCAAUACAAAUAGUAACAGGGCAAAGCUGUAGCAGCCAUCUUUAUAAUGGGCAACAGGCCAGACAGCUAGCUCUCCCAGUAACUACAGGUUUCACUUUAAAUCAGCUUUCAUCAAACUAUAACUACGGCAAGUUUUCUGUUUUUUCUUUAGUAAAAAAAACUAUUAAUUCUCAACUGAUUUUUUUAUGGAUUGAAUACGUCCUAUGACGUUUCACGUGUACUAUUCCAGUAAUACGUGUGGCCCACGCUCUGCGCACAUGGAAUACUAGAGUUAUAACGUUGCAUGCUUUCCACCGACUUCCUGUCCAGCUUGUCAUCGCCGAGGCGGAAGCUGUCAUCUCUGAGUUCGUUUGAGGGGAAUUCUAGGAGAUGUAGUCUUAGAGCGGCUGGUUGCUGAUAUUCAUCGCAGAGAUGUGGCAGCCCGCCAACUACAACUCCCGUCAGCCUCUAGGUCUAUGCUUCGGCUUGCACUCUGUAAGGUGUGCUGCUAAUAUAGAGUAACCCCGAGCUCUGGCACCCUGGUUCUUCCGGACCGAGGUGAGUCACUACAGAUAGGAUCUGCCUGUUAACAAAGGGCCUGGCUGAAAACUGCUGCGGUGGCUAGAAUGUUCUGAAUGCGGCCAGGCCAAUGGCUAGUGCUGGGUCUGUUAUAGAAUAACUGGUAACUCUCCCAAUGGCUAGUGCUGGGUCUGGUAUAGUAUAACUGGUAACUCUCCCUAUGGCUAGUGCUGGGUCUGGUAUAGUAUAACUGGUAACUCUCCCUAUGGCUAGUGCUGGGUCUGGUAUAGUAUAACCGGUAACUCUCCCAAUGGCUAGUGCUGGGUCUGGUAUAGUAUAACUGGUAACUCUCCCUAUGGCUAGUGCUGGGUCUGGUAUAGUAUAACCGGUAACUCUCCCAAUGGCUAGUGCUGGGUCUGGUAUAGUAUAACUGGUAACUCUCCCAAUGGCUAGUGCUGGGUCUGGUAUAGUAUAACCGGUAACUCUCCCUAUGGCUAGUGCUGGGUCUGGUAUAGUAUAACUGGUAACUCUCCCAAUGGCUAGUGCUGGGUCUGGUAUAGUAUAACCGGUAACUCUCCCAAUGGCUAGUGCUGGGUCUGGUAUAGUAUAACUGGUAACUCUCCCUAUGGCUAGUGCUGGGUCUGGUAUAGUAUAACCGGUAACUCUCCCUAUGGCUAGUGCUGGGUCUGGUAUAGUAUAACCGGUAACUCUCCCUAUGGCUAGUGCUGGGUCUGGUAUAGUAUAACUGGUAACUCUCCCAAUGGCUAGUGCUGGGUCUGGUAUAGUAUAACCGGUAACUCUCCCUAUGGCUAGUGCUGGGUCUGGUAUAGUAUAACCGGUAACUCUCCCAAUGGCUAGUGCUGGGUCUGGUAUAGUAUAACCGGUAACUCUCCCUAUGGCUAGUGCUGGGUCUGGUAUAGUAUAACCGGUAACUCUCCCAAUGGCUAGUGCUGGGUCUGGUAUAGUAUAACCGGUAACUCUCCCAAUGGCUAGUGCUGGGUCUGGUAUAGUAUAACCGGUAACUCUCCCUAUGGCUAGUGCUGGGUCUGGUAUAGUAUAACCGGUAACUCUCCCUAUGGCUAGUGCUGGGUCUGGUAUAGUAUAACUGGUAACUCUCCCAAUGGCUAGUGCUGGGUCUGGUAUAGUAUAACCGGUAACUCUCCCAAUGGCUAGUGCUGGGUCUGGUAUAGUAUAACUGGUAACUCUCCCUAUGGCUAGUGCUGGGUCUGGUAUAGUAUAACUGGUAACUCUCCCAAUGGCUAGUGCUGGGUCUGGUAUAGUAUAACCGGUAACUCUCCCUAUGGCUAGUGCUGGGUCUGGUAUAGUAUAACUGGUAACUCUCCCUAUGGCUAGUGCUGGGUCUGGUAUAGUAUAACCGGUAACUCUCCCAAUGGCUAGUGCUGGGUCUGGUAUAGUAUAACCGGUAACUCUCCCUAUGGCUAGUGCUGGGUUUGGUAUAGUAUAACCGGUAACUCUCCCAAUGGCUAGUGCUUGGUCUGAUAUAGUAUAACCGGUAACUCUCCCAAUAGCUAGUGCUGGGUCUGGUAUAGUAUAACCGGUUACUCUCCCUAUGGCUAGUGCUGGGUCUGGUAUAGUAUAACCGGUACCUCUCCCAAUGGCUAGUGCUGGGUCUGAUUAUAGUAUAACUAGUAACUCUCCUUAUGGUUAGUGCUGGGUCUGGUAUAGUAGAACCAGUAACUCUCCCAAUAGCUAGUGCUGGGUCUGUUACAGUAUAACCGGUAACUCUCCCUAUGGCUGGUGCUGGGUCUGGUUUAGAAUAACUGGUAACUCUCCCUAUGGCUAGUGCUGGGUCUGGUAUAGUAGAACCGGUAACUCUCCCAUAUGCAGUACUUAAAGUAAGGCAGCAGAAAUUCCCAUUUUGUUUUACCAAUAUCAAUUUUCUCUAUGUUUGGACAUUGUUGACUGAGGGCAUUAUCUGAAGUAUUUAAGGUUUGAAGUGAGAUUGGUGUUUGGAGUCUGUAUGUACAAACAGAUACUGAACUUUGCUGCUGGAGGUGUAACUCCACCUCUAACCAUGUCAUUAACCAGCCUGGAAUGAGCAUUUCACACUGCCAAAGUUUAAUCCGGUGCAUAUUGGGCAUCACACAUGCAUCGCAAUGCCAACAAGCUCUGUUCAGUCUGUGCUCCAGUGAAGGAGAUUGACGUCUCUCGAGGACAGUCAGGCUCCAUUGAGAACUUGAGGCUUUUUGCUGAAAAUUUACAAAAACAGUCUGCUGUGAAACUCACUCCAUAGUUUUUGUUCACCAUUUUACUUAUCCAGAUAAUGCAGUGAUAAUACAGUAUACUACAGUCUCAAUACAUACUUUUCCAACAUUUAGAUGUAAGAACUCAGGAGGUCUAAGAUUGAGCAGUCCAUGACAUAAUAGAAGUUGACCAACCCAGGUAAUGGACAUUUGAGCAUGCCUACUCAUAUGAGGGUGAAUGCACACCUUGCUGGCUGGCAGCCUCUAUGUCUAGCCCCACUCAGAGUAGACUAUGAGCAGCGUGCAAAUGAAGUACUCUUCCUAUAAGCCUAUGUUUGUCCUAUAUGUAGUUUAUACAUUGCAAGCACGUCUAAUUGUGUGCUUGGUGAGGAUAUCAACUGAGGUCACCUGGGAGAGAUGGACAGACCACAAGUUCGGUACUAUUUCCUCUGAUUGGAGACUGUGACUGUUGGGAGGCAUGUCAAUAAUAAACAUCUUCAUUUUGGUUUAAUAUGUCUCCAGAACACCUCAUAUUUAGGGUUCACAUUUAUAUUACGCUCUCUCUAUGCAACUGUACUAUCUCAUUGAUUUAAUGGUUGAAAGGACAAACAUAUGUUUAAAUCUGCAUGUAUGAUUCACAGUACAUUCAUGUUUAAGUAGAGUUUUAAAAAAAAUUUAAAAUUUUAUUUAUAACCUUUUAGGUACUAGAGGAGUUCUACACCAUUUACUUGGUGAUUGUAUCUUGAGUUAAUAGUGUGUUACAGUUAUCACAGCUGAUAGACUAUAUAUCUUGUGACAUUACUUUUAAAGUCAUGAUACACCCUGAUUAGCAAACAACCUCUGCAGUCUGCAAUGUGUGUGUCACUAAGUGCUCUGUAGGUUGUGAGAUCAUUGUGUCUAGGUAGAAAACCCAAUUUCUGCCUUCUGCACUUCGAAAAUAGAAAUGUAGCGCUUCAUCAAGAAUUUUUUUAUUUUUAUUUUUUUUUUUUACCUACCAAUGUGACCUCAAGUUUCAAAAGUACUAGUGCAAAAAAUUACUCUUAUUAUCAAAAGGUGCUAAUUUAUAAGUGCUUAUAGUGUUACACACUGAAUAAAGAUACAUUAAUCAAAAUAAAGUGACAAUGUUUAAUUCCACACACUGUAAAAUAAUUCAGUGCAAGUUCCACCAUUAAAAGUACUUGGAAUUUCCACGGGAGUUAUAGAAUCUCAAAAAUAAAAGUAAAUCGCAUACAAUAGUGCAAUAUGUAUAAAACAGUGUAUUACACCCAAAUAAUUUUAUUAAUGCCCAUUUACAUAGACUAGAGCCUCGGGAUUGGCUCUAUUCAAAUGCCUUGGAGUCUUAGGGAGACUCCUCUCCUCUUGGAUAGUUAUCUGGACCUCAGAGAUAAAAAGUGGUUAGAAAUGUAGUGUAGUACAUUCAGGAUCAAUAUACUUAAGAACAAAUGAAAAUCCACGCACCUAUUAUAGAGCCACAAUGCAUGCUCUUUAAGGUCACAGUGCAUCUGCUUAGGGUGACACUGCCCCUUCAGAUGAGAGAGAGACUCCAGUAGUAGUUAAAUCAAUGUAUUGCCAAAAAUAGAAACAAACAAAAUAAUGAAAUAACAAAACACACAUUAAAUGCAAUAAAAUCCACAGCAUUUGUCAAUUUAAAUGUCCCAGUAAUAAAGUGCCUUUAUAUAGACAGCUAUUGGCGUGCGUUUCACACCUCUCUGUCUGAUGUAGAAUAAGUAGAGGCUUUCUUCCAAGACUCAGUAAUAAGGUAUGAGUGGUCAUGCUAGGCUUUUAAACCCCUUGGCUCCAGCUAUGAUAUUCUGCAAGUGUGUGGCCAAACACUAAAAUUCUGUGACAUUGUUUUCACUUGGCCUGCAUGGGACCAAGAAAUGUGUUCUUAGUUGACAAAGAUACAUGCUAGGUAUCCACUGAUACCUGGCUCCUACCAGAAGGGGUUGGAAUGUGUACACGUUUUUUUUCAUUACAAGUUUCAAGAUCAGAUUAAAGGGAAACUAUCAUGGCAAACAUAACUUGGAGUCACCUUACACAAAACACAGUUUCGUGGUUAGAAUUAGCUUGCUUUGUACAAAUGCAUAUUAUCAAGCCCUAAAUAGUAACACUUUUUUUUUUUACUCUUCUUUUCAGAUAUAAUGCUGGCAACAUGUCAAUCCAAUCUAUGCUUUGUGAACGCAUAGCUAUUGCCAAAGAAUUGAUCAAGCGAGCAGAAGAUCUCUCUAGAUCUCGAGCUGGAGGUGUGGAAGGUGGAGCAAAGUUAUGCAGCAAACUAAAUGCUGAGUUGAAAUUCUUACAAAAGGUAGAAGCUGGGAAAGUAAUCAUUAAAGAGUCUCACCUUCGUAGUACCAAUCUUACUCACUUACAAGCCAUCAUUGAAUCGGCAGAGAGCCUGGAAGAGGUGGUCAGUGUUCUUCAUGUCUUUAGUUAUAAUGACGGGUAUGGUGAAAAACAAACACUUGUUGUGGAUGUUGUAGCCAAUGGUGGCCACACCUGGGUGAAAGCCAUUGGACGGAAGGCCGAAGCUCUGCACAACAUAUGGCUAGGGCGUGGGCAAUAUGGAGACAAAAGUAUUAUUAAGCAAGCUGAGGAUUAUUUACAAGCAAGCCGUCAGCAGCCAGUGCAGUACAGCAGUCCUCAUAUUAUAUUUGCUUUUUACAAUAGCGUUUCCAGUCCAAUGGCUGAAAAGCUGAAAGAGAUGGGCAUCUCUGUACGUGGAGAUAUUGUUGCUGUCAACUCUUUAGAAGAGGAUCCAUUAGCAGAUAACUUUUCAAGCGGCAGUGAAUCUGAUGAUGAGAGCUCUGAGUUUCUUCAUGUUGGAAAGGUAGAUAGGGAAAAUGUAGUAGCCAGUGUUGCUUUCCCAACAGAGUUCAAGGUAGAAGUCUGCAACCGGGUCAACUUGGACAUCACCACACUAAUUACCUAUGUGUCUGCUCUCAGUCAUGGAGGUUGCCACCUAGUCUUUAAGCAGCAGGUGUUAACAGAGCAGGCUGCACAGGAACGGCAAGAGAAAGUACUGCCUUUGUUGGAUUCAUUCAUGAAGGGAAAGGAGCUGUUUGCCUGUGAAUGUGCUGUGAAGGAUUUUCAGUCCAUAUUGAAAACCUUGGGUGGACAAGGAGAAAAGGAGAGAGCAGCAGCUCUUCUGGAAAGAGUUACCGUUGUGCCAGAUCAGCCAUCAGAACGUGCCUUAAAACUUGCCAUCAGUUCUAAAAUAAAUAGUCGUUCAAUCACAAUCUUUGGGACUGGUGACACUUUGAAAGCCAUCACAAUGACUGCUAACAGUGGUUUUGUAAGAGCAGCGGGUAAUCAGGGUGUUAAGUUUAGUGUUUUCAUUCAUCAACCACGGGCACUAACUGAGAGUAAAGAGCCAACUGCUACUGUUUUACCAAUGAAAUAUGCAUCUUCUGAUCUACUUUAACUUUAUAUUUAUUUAUAGACCCGGUUAUUCAUCAAUGUGAAAAUGCAAAGUGAAUUUCAAACUUGAGGCUAAAUCCGUUUCCAGGUCGAUUUUGACCAUAAAUGUAAAAUUCACUUUGAAUUCUCACUUCAGUGAAUAACCAUGUAGUUGCUGCUGGGCCAUGUCCCUUUGCGUUUAUUUUGCUGAUCUAUAAUGGUAAAAAAUGUAUCAGAGUUAUUAAACUGUAACUAUUACGUUACUUAUUUUUCCUUGGUUAAAAAAUGUGCAGCAGCAAAUUGUCAUGAUAAAUUGCCGAAGGGAUGCAACUUAAAACAUUAACUGUACUCUGCACUUUUCUCCAGCACUAAAUAUAAAGCCAUUGUCAUUUGUUCUCUACACUUUUUCUCCAGCAUUAAAUAUAAAGCAAUUGUUAAUCACUUGAACUGUGAUAACUUUAAAAUACGUUUAAAGUGGAACUGGUACUUUCCAAGAAGUGAUUGUUUGUCGACCCCAGUUAACACUAUCACAGUGUUUACUUUGGGCUGAUAAUGCAGUAGAGGUAAGUAAGAACAAUAUUAUAAAGGGGUAAAUUUAACAAUAAAUUAGACAUUUUCAAAAUGUUACAGGAACAAUUGGUUGAUGAGGACUAUGCCCAAACUAGUUGACAAUCUUUCAAUUUUACUAAUCUGUUUGCAUUUUUUCUUUUAUCAUGCAUUUAAAUGCCAUGUUGGGCAUGUUAUCAAAAUUGUAUGAAAGGAACACUAAAGCUAUAGGAAUGCAGGUUUGUAUUGUUUUAAUUUUACUGUCCCCAUUUCUAGUUAGAGG
This is a messenger RNA of Pelobates cultripes (western spadefoot toad), 9177 nucleotides long. NCBI's taxonomy places the organism in Eukaryota, Metazoa, Chordata, Amphibia, Anura, Pelobatidae. The record is from the annotation of a GenBank genome assembly.